Molecule: messenger RNA, 405 nt
Organism: Eimeria mitis
Lineage: Eukaryota; Apicomplexa; Conoidasida; Eucoccidiorida; Eimeriidae
Biological process (GO): pentose-phosphate shunt
Cellular component (GO): cytosol
Molecular function (GO): transketolase activity
Source: RefSeq, a predicted model, not a curated record
AUGCUCUGCGUCAGACCGGCAGAUGCAAACGAAGUGGCGGCGGCUUACAUGCUCUGGCUGAGGCACUCGACGGGCCCCACAGUCAUGUGUUUGUGCCGUGGGAAUAUCCCUCCCAUUGUUGGCAGUUCCGUGGAAAAGGCAUUGAAGGGAGGCUACAUUGUUUCUGAUUUCUCGAAAUCGGGAGGGCCCCAAGUGAUAAUUGCUGGCUGCGGCUCGGAGCUGCAGUUCUGCGUGGAGGCGAAGCAGCUUCUGACGAACUGCGAUGUACGCGUUGUCUCCAUGAUGUGUUGGGAUACGUUCGAACAGCAGUCGGAGGCUUAUAAAGAGGAGGUCCUGAUGCAGAAGGAAAGGAAACAGGGGAAAGUUUUGUGUGUUUAUGUUGAGGCUGCCGGAACCAGGUCCUGA